This is a messenger RNA of Ostertagia ostertagi, 306 nucleotides long. The record is from the annotation of a GenBank genome assembly. Lineage: Eukaryota; Metazoa; Nematoda; Chromadorea; Rhabditida; Trichostrongylidae.
GACCGAUCCGCAAUUGACAAUGAGAGGACACCGUUGCGCGAGCACUGCUGUAAUACACUCGCUAUCUUGAAAGAGGAUUCACGACAAUGGUCGAGCAAAUACCGCGGCAUCCAAAUGGACAGCGGCUUUUCGGCGAAUAUUUCUGCAGUCGAUUACGAGGACAAUACUGGUCGAUAUGGUGUUGACUAUAUUCCAUCGGUGAUCCCGGUUGAGAUGUCAUCAGAUGGUCGCUGCCUCUGUCCGACGAGUGAACAACACGGAGCAUGCAGUUGUAUAGCAGCUGAUUGGAAACGAGUACGACUACAA